Messenger RNA from Podospora anserina S mat+, 774 nucleotides. RefSeq lists its product as uncharacterized. The coding region runs from base 1 to 774 and encodes 257 amino acids. Gene Ontology annotation, biological process: cytokinin biosynthetic process. The transcript is spliced from 2 exons. The record is from RefSeq and is a predicted model, not a curated record. Gene Ontology annotation, molecular function: hydrolase activity, hydrolyzing N-glycosyl compounds. Gene Ontology annotation, cellular component: cytosol. NCBI's taxonomy places the organism in Eukaryota, Fungi, Ascomycota, Sordariomycetes, Sordariales, Podosporaceae.
AUGGAAUCAGGCGACGCCAACAACAACAACAACAGCAACAACAACAACAGCAACAACAACAACAACGAAACCACCCCCAAGCGCACAAAAAUCUGCGUCUACUGCGGCGCCUCCCCAGGCUUUAACCCCAUCUACGUUGAAGCCGCCCGCUCACUCGCAAGAGAAAUGGCCAAAAACAACAUCCAACUAGUCUACGGAGGCGGCACAGUAGGCCUAAUGGGCGAAGUAGCCCGUACCCUCGUCUCCCUCUCCGGACCGGACUCAGUCCACGGCAUAAUCCCCGAAGCCCUCGUCCGCUACGAGCGCGACGCAAACUACUCCUCCACCAUCCCCGACCCGUCCAACCCUUCCUCCCGUCCCCAUACCUCCUCCACCUCCUCCCUGACAGUCCCGGAAGAGACAGUCUUCGGCCGGACAACCAUCGUCCCCGACAUGCACACCCGAAAACGCCUCAUGGCCCAAGAGGUCCUCGACGGUGGCCCAGGCUCCGGUUUCGUCGCCCUGGCAGGCGGGUACGGUACCUUGGAGGAGCUGUUUGAGACCAUGACGUGGAACCAGCUGGGCAUUCACAACAAGGGGAUCGUCAUUCUCAACAUCAACGGUUUCUACGAUGGCAUCAGGCAGUGGAUCAACAAGAGCGUAGAAGAGGGGUUUAUCCACGGUGGGAACAAGAACAUCCUUGUCGAGGCCAAGACAGCAGAGGAGGCGAUCAGGGCGUUGGAAGAGUACAAGGUGUCAGACGCGGCGCUCAAGUUGAACUGGAGCUCGCAAUAG